GUAAACCAAUCUGUCAGCCGCCAUAAUGAACAUAUUUGUCGUCAUGCGGUGAAGUAAAAAUAGAGUCGUGAUCUGAUUUAAGAAGGAUCGGGAGUAUCACGAUGAAGUAUAGACUACUAUCAUCUAGGAGAAGACCCAAGAGACUCGACGGGCUUCGGGGCCACUUCCUUCUCCGCGAUGAACUGCUUGAGCAGGAAAGAGCACUCCUAUCUGGUCAAUGCCCACUGCGAGGUAGAAGAGAGCAAUGUGGAGAAAAGGGAGGGCUGUUAUUUUGCCUGGCUGGACCUGGUGAUGGAAACAAGACCAGAACAAAACACAACUUUAUCUGAAAAUAUGACCCGGCCAAAAGAGAGCUACACUCAGAGGCAAGUGGAUCACUUUUUAGUGCAAAGGUCCCUGGACCAGAGGAUCCGAAUGGGCAGGCUGGGGCAGAGAAUGGAAGAGUAUCAUCUGCCGUACCGGAAUGUGCUCCCAGUGCCCAUGUUCGUGCCCUGGAAUGUGGCAUCGCUCCGGGACUCGCAGCGCACGCCCACCCCUGAGCUGGAGAGAGGGCGGUCAAACGGCUUGUGUGCAGACAAGAAAGAUGUCUCAGAGAUCACAAAAGACAUACCCAAAGUCGUCCAGCCAAGCCGGGUGGACUUCCGAGCGUCUCUUCUUAUCAGCCCUCCAGGAGAAUCAAUCCGGACACUGCAGAGACGCUAGGGACAGCUUGCGGCCGCCUGUUAAUUGUGUCCAACACUUAACAGGCGGGUGAUUUUGGAUCGGGUGAAAUUAAAUAGGUCUAUAAAAAUGCAUAAAAUCUCAUUAUGUAUUCUAACCAGUGCCCAGGCUUUAUUUUAUGGCUUCUGGUUUGAAAGUUUUUUUGUGAAAUAUUAUAAGUGAAGCGGACAAUAUCGGCUAAUUUCUGCGAAUCUCACUUCACCAGUAAUGCAUGACACAUAAAUACAAAAAUAUAACAACAAUAAUAAUAAUUUAGAUUGUGAUAUACAUUUAGUUUAAUUUUAUAAAAAAAUAUUUAAAGCCUAAUUUCUGGUAAAUAUAUUUGGUGCCACAGUAGGGCCGUUUGCCCUCACCCUCAAAAUUGGGGUUUAAAUUCUUUUUCAGUCUA
Paramormyrops kingsleyae is the source of this 1108-nucleotide messenger RNA. Its product is annotated as telethonin. Gene Ontology annotation, cellular component: Z disc. Lineage: Eukaryota; Metazoa; Chordata; Actinopteri; Osteoglossiformes; Mormyridae. The record is from RefSeq and is a predicted model, not a curated record. Gene Ontology annotation, molecular function: protein-macromolecule adaptor activity; titin Z domain binding; structural constituent of muscle. Gene Ontology annotation, biological process: sarcomerogenesis; detection of muscle stretch; skeletal muscle contraction.